AUGGCCUCUUUUCUGGAAAAUGCGUACAGCUUGGUGCACCAGGACAAUGCCGCCGACGUCCCCUCCCUCUCGGACCUGCGCACGCAGCUCGAGAAGGGCACCGACGAGAGCAAAGUCGAGACCAUGAAGCGCAUUCUCACGAUCAUGCUCAAUGGCGAUCCCAUGCCCAACCUGCUCAUGCACAUCAUUCGAUUCGUCAUGCCCUCGAAGCACAAGGCUCUGAAGAAGCUGUUGUACUUUUACUACGAGAUUUGCCCCAAGCUCGACUCCAAUGGCAAGCUGAAGCAGGAAAUGAUCUUGGUCUGGUUCGUGGCUGGCUCCAACGGUAUCAGAAACGACUUGCAACACCCCAACGAGUACAUCCGGGGAAACACUCUUCGCUUCUUGUGCAAGCUCAGAGAAGCCGAGCUCAUUGAGCCUCUCCUCUCCUCCGCCAGACAAUGUCUGGAGCACCGCCACGCCUACGUGCGCAAGAACGCCGUCUUUGCGGUUUCCUCCAUCUACACACACUCCGCCAGCCUGAUUCCCGAUGCCUCAGAGCUCAUUGCCACAUUCCUCGAAUCCGAGAACGACCCGACAUGCAAGCGCAACGCUUUUGCUGCGCUCGCCUCCAUCGACCACGAGAAGGCACUGCUCUACCUGAGUACCGUGUUUGAGGGUAUCCCGAACGCAGAAGAGCUGUUGCAGCUUGUCGAGCUCGAGUUCAUCCGCAAGGAUGCCGUCCAGAACUCUCAGAACAAGGCACGGUAUCUCAGACUCAUUUUCGACCUCCUCGAAGCCAAUACCUCGACCGUCGUAUACGAAGCCGCUUCCUCAUUAACCGCCCUCACAAACAACCCUGUCGCUGUCAAGGCCGCGGCCGCCAAGUUCAUCGAGCUUAGCAUCAAGGAAGCCGAUAACAAUGUCAAGCUCAUUGUGCUCGACCGGGUUGACCAGCUACGAAAGAAGAACGAGGGUAUCCUGGACGACUUGGUUAUGGAGAUCCUUCGCGUCCUUUCCAGCCCCGAUAUCGAUGUUAGACGUAAGGCCCUGGAUAUCGCUCUCGAGAUGGUGUCAAGCAAGAAUGUCGAGGAGGUUGUCCUGCUGCUUAAGAAGGAGCUCUCCAAGACUGUCGACCAGGAGUACGAGAAGAACACCGAGUACCGCCAGCUCCUCAUCCACACCAUCCACCAGUGCGCCAUCAAGUUCUCAGAGGUUGCCGCUAGCGUUGUUGACCUACUCAUGGACUUUAUCGCCGACUUUAAUAACACUUCAGCCGUCGAUGUCAUCAACUUUGUCAAGGAGGUCGUGGAGAAGUUCCCCAAGCUGCGCAAGCCGAUCGUUCAGAGGCUGGUUGCUACCCUCAGCGAGGUGCGUGCCGGAAAGGUGUACAGAGGUAUUAUGUGGAUCAUAGGAGAGUACUCCCUGGAGGAGCGCGACAUUCGGGAUGCAUGGAAGAGCAUUCGUGCCAGCCUCGGCGAGAUCCCGAUUCUCGCUUCGGAACAACGACUCCUGGACGGCGACAGCGAGGAGGAGAACAAGGAGCAGGUCAACGGUCACUCGAAGCCCACAGCACCUACUGGCUCGCGCAAGGUUCUUGCCGACGGAACGUACGCUACUGAGACCGCCCUUACCAGCCAGUCUGCUGUUGCCGCCAAGCUGGAGGCUGUCAAGGCUGCCCAGAAGCCUCCUCUGCGCCAGCUCAUUCUUGAUGGCGACUACUACCUCGCAACUGUUCUCUCUGCCACCCUCGUCAAAUUGGUCAUGCGCCACGCCGAGAUUUCUGCCGAGUCAGCGCGUACCAACGCUCUUCGCGGUGAGGCCAUGCUUAUCAUGAUCUCCAUUAUCCGCGUCGGCCAGUCGCAGUUCGUCAAGGCUCCCAUUGACGAGGACUCGGUUGACCGCAUCAUGUCUUGUGUUCGCUCGCUCGCCGAGUUCGCCCAGAACAAGGAGCUCGAGACUGUCUAUCUCGACGACACCCGCAAGGCGUUCAGAGCGAUGGUCCAGGCUGAGGAGAAGAAGAAGGCAGCCAAGGAGGCCGUUGAGAAGGCCAAGACGGCCAUCCAAGUCGACGAUGUCGUUCAGAUCCGCCAGCUCUCCAAGAAGAAUGCCAGCGAUGGCCUCGACGAGAUCGAGGUUGACCUGGAGCGCGCAACAGGUGGAGAGGCUACUGCUGAGGAUCUCUCGUCUAAGCUCAGCCGUGUGGUACAACUCACCGGUUUCUCCGACCCUGUUUACGCCGAGGCCUACGUCAAGGUGCACCAGUUUGAUAUCGUUCUGGACGUCCUUCUGGUCAACCAGACGAUGGAGACACUGCAGAACCUCUCCGUUGAGUUUGCCACUCUUGGUGACUUGAAGGUUGUCGAGCGGCCGACGACACAAAACCUGGGCCCUCACGACUUCCACAACGUGCAGUGCACAAUCAAGGUGUCCUCUACCGACACUGGCGUCAUCUUUGGCAAUGUCGUCUACGACGGUGCUCACUCAACGGACACGAACGUCGUCAUUCUCAACGACCUUCACGUGGACAUUAUGGACUACAUUCAGCCGGCAACAUGUACCGAGACACAGUUCCGCACGAUGUGGACCGAGUUUGAGUGGGAGAAUAAGGUCAACAUCAACUCCAAGGCCAAGUCCCUGCGCGAUUUCCUCGAGCAGUUGAUGGCGGCGACCAACAUGAACUGCUUGACCCCCGAGGCCAGCAUGAAGGGCGACUGCCAGUUCCUGAGUGCCAACCUGUACGCUCGCAGUGUAUUCGGCGAGGAUGCUUUGGCAAACUUGAGCAUCGAGAAGGAAGGCGAAGACGGACCGAUUACCGGCUUCGUCAGAAUAAGAAGCAGAUCGCAGGGUCUGGCCCUGAGCUUGGGAUCCCUGAAGGGUCUCAACAAGAUUGGCUCAGCAGCAUGA
Colletotrichum fioriniae is the source of this 2886-nucleotide messenger RNA. NCBI's taxonomy places the organism in Eukaryota, Fungi, Ascomycota, Sordariomycetes, Glomerellales, Glomerellaceae. The record is from RefSeq and is a predicted model, not a curated record.